AUGACUUCUUUCGAUCUCACGUCUUACAAAGCCCUAUCUUUUGAUAUAUAUGCAACGCUCAUUGAUUGGGAGACGGGCAUCCUUGCACAGCUUCUACCAUUACUCAGUAGACUUUCGAAGGGGCAUUCACUAUGGAACAAAAGCCUGGACGAUAUCUCGGAUUACCUGCUCAUCAGAUACACAAAUCACGAACAUAGACUGGAAAUUCAACACCCAAGUGAGAAAUACUCAAAGCUGUUGAGCAUGGUGUACGAAAGUGUCGCUGCGGAUAUGGGAAUAGCUGUAACUCCCAGCGAAUCAGAGGCAUUUGGUGGCGCCAUAGGGAAAUGGCCGGCAUUUGAGGAUACCGUGGCCGCCAUGCAGAGACUAGGAAAAUACUACAAACUCAUCGCGUUGAGCAAUGUGGACAAGGUGUCAUUUGGAAAUACCUUGCGUGGUCCGCUUAAUGGCGUCAAGUUCGAUGCAAUUUAUGUUGCAGAAGACAUUGGCACGUACAAACCAAACCCAAACAACUUUAAUUACCUUAUCGAACAUAGCCUACCGUUUGAUCAUAUCCCUGUUGCAUCAAUGGGCUUUCGGCCCGCCGUUUGGAUAUCUCGCGGAGGUGGAAGAAUGGGAAUGGGGGAUCUCGAAGCGGUGAAGGAUAAGGUUAAUAUUGGAGCGACGUAUCAUACGCUAGGAGACAUGGCUGUAGCUGUAGAAGCAGCCUUUGGAAAAACUGAAUAA
Molecule: messenger RNA, 726 nt
Organism: Trichoderma gamsii
Lineage: Eukaryota; Fungi; Ascomycota; Sordariomycetes; Hypocreales; Hypocreaceae
Product: haloacid dehalogenase
Exons: 2
Coding region: 1-726 (241 amino acids)
Source: RefSeq, a predicted model, not a curated record